AUGCCUCGUAUCGACUACAAUCACUACGAACUCUGGCUCGCCCAGUGCAAAGUAGAGUCCCCCCACAAACCCUGUCACUGGAUACUGCUAAUGGUCCACCCCAACGACACCCAUUGUAUCUGGUACCACUGCGUCAAUGAGACCGGCGAAGCAGGAGACUACGAGACGCUUAUCGAACCAAACCAACGCUUCAACAGCUGGAGCUUUGACGAGAAAUUCUACCUUGGUAUGUUCCCCACUGAAUUGGACGUUGCAGUUAGUCAGGAGGCGAAUAAGGUUCUGCAGCAGAAUUGUCAGUAG
Penicillium subrubescens is the source of this 300-nucleotide messenger RNA. RefSeq lists its product as uncharacterized. Bases 1 to 300 code for a protein of 99 amino acids. The transcript has a single exon. The record is from RefSeq and is a predicted model, not a curated record. Lineage: Eukaryota; Fungi; Ascomycota; Eurotiomycetes; Eurotiales; Aspergillaceae.